CUUCAGGCCACAUGUUGGAAUCACACGUGUGUCAUGAUGAAGUGAUUACUGUGAAGUUGAAGGCAGCAGUUGUUUGUUUCUGUUUGGUUUGCGUCAGGACGCAGCUCAUUCUCAUUUCAAGUUGUGUUUGAAUUUAUGAGAAAGUUUAAGUUGCAUGAUACAGUUUAUUGAGUCUAAUCUAAACGGAAUUAAUCUUCCCAAAACUGAGUGGAAAAAGUCGUGUGUCCCUCCUCCUCCGCUUGAGGAACUUACGCGCAGAGCGGAUGCCGGGAGCGCACAGUUUGCGGUGAGCUGCCUGUCUCUCUGUCAGUGAGCCUGCGCGGCUCGAUGUGCGACAGCGGGAGGAGGAAGGCAGACAGACAGUUAUCGUGGCUGAAGCUCGGCCUGAAUGGCACCGAGCUCCCGCUGAGCGCGAGCGGCAGAGCACCCAAGUGGCGAGUCGGGGGGUGGGUGGGAGGGCUGUGCGUGAAACUCAAAGAAGUCGGGAUGGACGGCAAAGGCACCCUGAAGAUGUUCACCAGGAAGAAACGGGAACUGAUCAAGACGCCAUCCAUCUCGAAGAAGAGCCGAGCAGGAAGCCCCGGGCCGCAGAGCAGCGCCCAAUCUCUGUCCAUCCUGCAGGAGCAGCCUCGGAAAGAUGCAGGCGACGUCACCCUCUCCUCUUCACCCUGCUCUUCUUCCUCCUCUUCAACUCUCACCCCGACCUCUGCCGGGCUCCAGGACCCCUCCCUGUCCUGCCCGGGCACCCCCAGCACCCAUCACAAUAAGCUGGCGGCGAUGCAAGGGGUGGGCUGCCCGUCUCCUGUGGCUACCCUGAAGAGACCAACUGCGCUGAGCAGACACGCCAGCGCUGCAGGAUUCCCGCUCCAGUCGUGGGUGUUCACCAAAGGCCAGGGGAAAGGGGCUUUGACCCCUACACCUCCGUCUGAAGGUCCAGAGAGCACAGCCAUUGAGGUCGAGGACAUCCCGGCCCUGCUGAGGGACGUGGCGCGUUUUGCCGAGGCUGUGGAGAAACUGAAGGAUGUCGUGCUGGCUGAGGGUAAGGAGAGCCAGCGGCCCGUGGCUCACGAGUGUUUGGGAGAGGUCCUGCGGGUGCUGCGUCAGGUCAUCAACACCUAUCCUCUGCUCAACACCGUGGAGAUCCUCACUGCUGCCGGCAAGCUCAUAUCCAAGGUCAAAGGUUUCCACUAUGAGACUUCUAAUGAGGCCAAUAAAAUGGACUUUGAGAAGGCAAUUGAAACCAUCGCAGUUGCUUUUAGCAGCAAUGUGUCGGAACUGCUGAUGGGAGAGGUGGACAGCAGCACGUUGCUCUCCCUGCUGCCCACUGAGAAGAGCAGGUCGAUGGAGAACUUGUAUGCUGCGACAGGCCAUGGAGCAGACGGGGGAGCGUUCAGGAGCGACCUGCAGGACAUGGGCAGAGCUGAGGAAGUGGAUGUGAUCCUCCAGCACAGUGAGGGAGGGGUGGACUCCGCUCUGCACUAUGCCAAGACCAUUUCCAAAUACAUAAAGGACCUGAUGAGCUACGUGGAGAAGAGGACUUCACUGGAGACCGAGUUCUCCAAAGGCCUCCAGAGAUUAUACCAGUCCUGCAAACACAGCAUAACACAUCCCCACAUGCCCCUCUUCUCCAUCUACUCUCUGGCUCUGGAGCAGGACCAGGAGCAGAGUGUGGGGCUGCAGCAGGCCAACGCCACCCUGCACAACCAGACCUUCAUCCAGCCUCUGUUGCAGCGCAAACAGGAGCACGAAAAGAGACGGAAGGAGAUCAAGGAACACUGGAUUCGAGCUAAGAGAAAACUGAUGGAGUGUGAGGUGAACCUGCGGAAGGCCAAGCAAGCCUUCAUGGUCCGCUGCGAGGAGUACGAAAAGGCCAAAACAGCAGCCUGCCGAGCUGAGGAAGAAGGAGGAGGCUCUACAGCAAAGUCUGUGGAGAAGAAGAAACGAUUAGAGGAAGAGGCUCGCAACAAGGCAGACGAGGCGGAGGCCACCUACCGGACAUGUAUAGCAGACGCCACCACUCAACAGCUGGAGCUGGAGCACACAAAGGUCACAGUGCUGAGACAACUGCAGGACAUCAUCAAACAGAGCGACCAGACCCUCCGCUCGGCGACCAUCUCGUACUACCAGCUCAUGCACAUGCAGACGGUAGCGUUGCCGGUCCACUACCAGACUCUGUGUGAGAGCAGUAAGCUGUAUGACCCAGGCCAGCAGUACGCCGCCCACGUGCGAGACCUGCAGCUGCCAGAGCAGGCGAAUGUUCAGUACACAUUUGAGAGCUACUCUCCCUCCAGCUCAUCGUCACACCACGGCCAUAGACCAAGGAAUGACAGUUUCAACACAGAGCAGACGAGCAACACAGACAGUCCUGCCUCCAGUGUGGACACAGCAGCUGGAGACAACAGAAACCACCGAGACACAGAGGCUCAUCGCAAGAGGCAGGGCCACAAGUCAUGGGGUUCAACAGUGAGCGAUGACAGUGUUGGAGGAGAGGGAGGCCUAGAGUCUCCUACUGCCAGCACAAGUGACAUAAGUAAAAUUGCUCGGACGUCAUCAACUGGAACAAUGUCGUCCAAUGAGGAUGCAGAUGAGAAAGAUGGGAAUGUGACCUCAUUUGAAACUCAAAAUAUUGACGGCAUGGAUCCUGAUGUGGUGGUGUCCGCAAGACCUUUCCGUAACGUUGGCCUGUCUAAAGCAGCCCAGACCCACAGACUGAGGAAGCUACGGACUCCUUCGAAGUGCCGCGAGUGCGACAGCUACGUUUACUUCCAGGGGGCCGAGUGUGAGGAGUGUUUCCUGGCGUGUCACAAGCGCUGUCUGGAGACUCUAGCCAUCCAGUGUGGCCAUAAGAAGCUGCAGGGCCGUCUGCAGCUGUUUGGCAGGGAUUUCUCUCAGGUAGCCAGCUGUGCCAGUGACGGCAUCCCCUUCAUCAUCACCAAGUGCAUCUCCGAGAUAGAGAGACGGGCGCUCAAGAUGAAGGGCAUCUACAGGGUGAACGGGGUGAAGACUCGUGUGGAGAAGCUGUGUCAGGCCUUUGAGAAUGGCAAGGAGCUGGUAGAGCUGUCCCAGUGUUCACCACAUGACAUUAGCAAUGUCCUCAAGCUUUACCUCAGACAGCUGCCAGAGCCCAUCAUGCCGUUCCGCCUGUACAACAGUCUGAUGGGUUUGGCCAAGGAGAGCCUACAGGGUGAAGCAGACUCACCAGAGAGAGAGGAGGCCAAGUCGAGCAGUAUUAACCCAGGGGGCAAAGGGCCGGAACUGGUGGAUCUGGGCCCUGACACUGACCCAGAGGUCCUGGUCCUGGUGGACAAGCUGAAGGAGCUUCUGAAGGACCUGCCCAAGGCUAACAUCGCUACGAUGCGCUACAUUAUUCGCCACCUCCGGAGGAUUGCAGAACUAGAGGAAGAUAACAAGAUGAGUCCCAGUAACUUGGGUAUUGUGUUUGGUCCCUCCCUGAUGCGUCCCCGUCCGACCGGGGCCACAAUAUCCCUGUCUUCUCUGGUUGAUUACCCCCACCAGGCCCGCAUCGUGGAGGCCCUCAUAGUCUUCUAUUCAUCCAUCUUCCAGUCCAAAACCUCUCAGUCCAACAAAACCUGCCGCUCUGCUUCCACCUCCACUCAGCAGGGUGGUAUUGCAGAUGACAAGGUGGAGACCUCCGCUGAUGCAGAGGAGGAUGGAGGCAGAGAGGAGCAGAAUAAACCAGAGUCUGAUAAGACGGAGGAGGGAUGUGGAAGUUCUUUGGGGUCACUAGGCUCCAGUGAGCAGCUCCCCGACUCCGACUCAGAGCUGGAUGAGAGCGGCCAGAGGACUGCACAGUCCCGCAGACUGCCGAAGCAGGAGAGCGAGGUGGACAUGGACGACGACCAGCUGAGCUACAGGGACAGUCUGGACCUGUCCAGCCAGCCUGCAUCCCACAUGGACCCGGAACAAGACGCGGAACAGGACCACGACAACCCAGAGAGAGUAGAACCCCCUGCGCUGCCAGACAGCGGGCCCCCAGAUGAAGACACAGGGGUAGAGCAGGAUCUGAGCGCCUCUCUGGCCGAGCUCAACGUAAACCAGUCCAACAACAACUACCCCACCAUGUUAAGUCUAUCAGGGCUUCCGCUGGCACGUCUGUGUGGAAAGAAAUUACCUCUGACCAGAAACAGGGACAGUGAGCCUGAGUUUGUGUGAUGAUGAUGAUGAUGAUAUCAUCAUCAUUAUUAUUAUUAUUAUUAUCAAUAUCAUUGUGUGUAAAGUCUAUUAGUUGAGCGACAGGGCUCUGGUUUUUAUACAUUAAAAUCCAGCAAAACCUGAAACUGAGAGUGCUAUUGUGUUGUGUACAUCAAAUUUUAAGUUUUUAAUCUGUGUAGGUGUUUGCAGCUGUGUUAUCUCUCCUGGCAGUAAAACCUCUGCCCGCUUACUGCUGUUUAAUGCAAUUACUCCUGUCAUUUCAAGAGGUUUUUGACUCAAAUGAUUAAAAAUGUAUUCUUUUGCCAGUUUGUAUUUUGCUCUUACAAGCUUGAGGAAAAGUGGGUAGCGAGUCGCAUCACAUUGCACACAAUGUGCAAAACUUCCAAGCAAUUUCCCUUUAAAGUGCUGCUGGUUUUAUUUCAGCACUAAAAUGUCAAAAAUAAAUUUAGCAGUUAUAAAUAUUGCCUGUAUUUCCUUGUUAUGGAUGUUUGGUCUAUUUUUAAUAAACAUUUUUAUUUUAAAA
Molecule: messenger RNA, 4696 nt
Organism: Siniperca chuatsi (mandarin fish)
Lineage: Eukaryota; Metazoa; Chordata; Actinopteri; Centrarchiformes; Sinipercidae
Gene: arhgap45b
Product: Rho GTPase activating protein 45b
Exons: 24
Coding region: 328-4173 (1281 amino acids)
Biological process (GO): signal transduction; activation of GTPase activity
Cellular component (GO): membrane
Molecular function (GO): GTPase activator activity
Source: RefSeq, a predicted model, not a curated record